Messenger RNA from Sander lucioperca (pikeperch), 2857 nucleotides. RefSeq names its product protein tyrosine phosphatase non-receptor type 22 (gene ptpn22). The transcript has 27 exons. Gene Ontology annotation, molecular function: non-membrane spanning protein tyrosine phosphatase activity. Lineage: Eukaryota; Metazoa; Chordata; Actinopteri; Perciformes; Percidae. Gene Ontology annotation, cellular component: cytoplasm; nucleus. Bases 273 to 2804 code for a protein of 843 amino acids. Gene Ontology annotation, biological process: peptidyl-tyrosine dephosphorylation. The record is from RefSeq and is a predicted model, not a curated record.
GCUGGAUGCAGGGAGCAAUGCAUUGUUGUCCUCGUCAUGUCAACCAAGGCACACUGGGCUACCUCCUCUCACAUGAACUGCACGUCAGCUUCACUGUUCCUUGAUGUGCCAGUUGCAAUAGAGAAGUGCUCUGUGCAGCAGCAACAGAAGCAGCGCCUACAGCCCUGAAGCCAAGCCUUGGCGACCCUAAUCCAUGACCCCUGGACAUGUGGACCUCUGUGUCCUGACAUGCCUGUGAAAGGUGCCCUAUCCCAGGCAGUGUACAGGCAGCCAUGGAGCAGCAAGCCCGGAUACUGAGGAGCCUUCUGGCCCAGCUGGAGAUACAGGAGGCUGUGGACGAUCAGGCAGCGCAUGGAAUUACUGGGGAGUUUGUGAGGUUGAAAUGCCAGUCAGUCAAGUACCGCACUGACAAGACCUUCCCCACCAAGACAGCAGAAAAGCAGGAGAACAUCAAGAAGAACCGCUACAAAGACAUUGUUCCCUUUGACCACACCAGAGUAAAGCUCACUCUCACCACAACUAAAAAUGACACGGACUACAUCAAUGCCAGUUUCAUCAAGGGAGCGUCAGGUUCCAGGGCCUACAUUGCUACUCAGGGUCCUCUGCCUCACACAGUACUGGACUUCUUGAGGAUGCUUUGGGAGUACAACAUAAAGGUUGUAGUGAUGGCCUGUCGAGAAUUUGAGAUGGGAAAGAAAAAAUGUGAGCGCUACUGGCCACAGAAACAAGAGCAGCCGUUUGUUUGUGAGCUUUUCACAGUUCACUGUGAUUCUGAGGAAAAUAAAGGAGAUUAUCUUACAAGGACUUUAAGGGUGACUUAUCGCAACUGUAGCCGAACUUUGAAACAGCUGCACUAUUUAAACUGGCCAGAUCACGGUGUACCAGACUCCAUCCCUCCCAUCCUGGACAUGUUGCAUGAGAUGCGUUCCUAUCAACCCCAUGAUGACGUCCCCUUUUGCAUCCACUGCAGUGCUGGCUGUGGUAGAACCGGAGUCCUGUGUGUCAUUGACUAUACCUGGAACCUCCUGAAGAAACAGAUGAUCACUCCAGAUUUCAGUAUCUAUGACUUAGUUCAAAACAUGAGAACCCAGAGGCCCUCGUUGGUUCAAACCAAGGAACAAUAUGAGCUGGUGUACAGAACCAUCAAGUCGCUGUUUGAGCGAUAUCUGCAGUCCGUGGAUGCCCAGACCUGCAGGAAUGAGGUGGCAGCGGUCGCGUCCCCUAUCACGCCUGACACUGAAAGCGAGCUCUCUGACCUGAGCGAGGAGUUGGAUUUGCUUGAUGAAGAAAGGGAUGUUUCGCCUCAGUACCACACUCCGUUGCCUUCCGCUUUAGAAAAUCUAAUAGACUUCAGAGCCGAGGACAUGCACGGGGACCAGGAGCAAUGGUAUCUACUCCAGACCCUUCCUGAGGCUCUGGCCACCGCCCAGAACCUGCAGGAAGGACCCAGGAUUUCACCCAAACCCAUACCCACCCAUACCAGCCACAGAACUUCUCUAGUAGAGGAGAAGAUACAGGACCCCGAUGACAUAGUGUCACGAAACACUCCACCUUCUCCGGCUGUGGCAGCAGCCAUUUGUCUGAUGGUAGAGGACCCCUACUUUGACACUCCAAUGAGCUCCCCUCCAUCAGAGGAGGCACCAAUGGACUCUACUGAAGACGCCAAACAAUGGACGGAUAGCCCCAUCUUUAGCACGCCCUCAUUGUUUCUGAACAACAAGACUCUGGAGCUUAACUCUCCCGCCUCAGGUACUGAAGUCCAUAUGGAUGAGGAGGUACCUCCUCCCUUACCUCAACGAACCCCUGAAUCCUUUAUAAUGGCUGAGGAUGCAGAGCCCUCAGAUCCUUAUGAGAGGUUACUGGUUAUCAUUCCACCCAACGCUGCUGCAGAGGCUGUCCGGGAGUUGGGAGGCAAUCCCCCCUCACCUGUUCCCCCACUUCCCGAGAGAACCCCAGAAUCAUUUGAGUUAGCACUGGAUCAAGCUCCCGUUGAACAGAAGUCAGAGGUCACGCUGGCAGUGAACCGGAACAGAAUAGGAAUAUCUUCAGAAUGGUCCGGGGAUUUAAAGCCAAGCGAGACCAAACCUUGGUCGAGGAGUAAGAGUCUGAAAACAAAAAUGAGCUUCACAGUACCAGAACCACAUCCUGAUUUUGCAUCAUAUACAACUCCAAACCUCCCCCCUUACUGUCCGCCUCUGGACCCACUGACUCCUCCGCUGCUUCCUCAGACUGAGGAGAGCCUGACUCCUCCGCUUCCUGACAGAACCCCCGAGUCCUUCAUCCUCAUCACAGAACAAAUUCAGGAGCAAGGCGCCCUCUGCCCGCAGCCAUUAGAAACAACACAGCGCUUACCGAGGGUAGGCUUCUCAUCUGAGUGGGACGGCACCGCUCAGCCAAAGAAUUUUCUCGAUGUUGUAAUGAGCAGGAGCAAGAGCGUUCGAGCUAAAAGUUCCAGACAAGAGCCCCUUACUGCAGUUCGGCAGCUCACUCAACUUCCUGUGGUCGCAGCUGGAGGAGGAAGUGAACAAGUGGGGCAGCACGAGGCGAACCACAGGCUCUCCCUGAACAACGAGACAUCAGGAAACAAAUCAGACAAAAGCCACGAGAAGGGCGUGUCGCGAACCAGGAGUCUGAAGUUCUUCAGACACAAACUAAAACCCAAAACCGCCCCUCCGCUGCCUCCCACUCAACCUGAAACACCGCCUACGUCCAAUGGUGCCUCGUCAUCAGUGUUCAAAUUCGGAUUUGGGAACCGUUUUGGAAAGCCAAAAGGGCCCAGGAGUUACCCAGAGACCUGGGUUUAACAUUAAGAAGGUCACCGCUCUCUACAUAUCAAAAAACAGAACAGUGAUCAACA